This is a messenger RNA of Psilocybe cubensis, 543 nucleotides long. RefSeq lists its product as uncharacterized. The transcript has 8 exons. The record is from RefSeq and is a predicted model, not a curated record. Gene Ontology annotation, biological process: protein peptidyl-prolyl isomerization. Gene Ontology annotation, molecular function: peptidyl-prolyl cis-trans isomerase activity. Gene Ontology annotation, cellular component: intracellular membrane-bounded organelle. NCBI's taxonomy places the organism in Eukaryota, Fungi, Basidiomycota, Agaricomycetes, Agaricales, Agrocybaceae. The coding region runs from base 1 to 543 and encodes 180 amino acids.
AUGUCUUCAUCGACGCGUCCUGUAGUCUUCAUGGAUAUCAACAUCGGAGAAACACCAGCAGGAAGGUUGAAAAUGGAAUUGUUCAGCGAUAUCGUGCCAAAGACCGCAGAGAACUUUAGGCAGCUGUGUACAGGGGAAUAUCGCGUCAAUUCGAGGCCUCAGGGAUACAAAAAUGCCACUUUUCAUCGUGUGCCCAACUUCAUGUGUCAAGGCGGCGAUUUUUUGAAGGGUGAUGGAACAGGGUCAUUCUCAAUAUACGGUGACAAGUUUCCUGUAAGCCAUCUGCUCUCUGUCCAUGAACACUUCUCAUCUGCCCUUAAGGAUGAGAACUUCCAAGAGAAGCAUACAGGCCCUGGACCCAAUACGAAUGGAUGCCAGUUUUUCAUCACCACUGCCAAAUGCGACUUUUUGGAUGGGAAGCACGUUGUGUUCGGGAAGGUCAUCGAUGGGAUGUUAACGUUGAGGAAGAUUGAGAAUGUCGCCACUGGUCCGAACAACAGGCCGAAGCUGGUUGUCAAGAUAACGGAAUGCGGUGAAAUGUAA